AUGGCGGCGCAAGAACCCUUCCGGCGGUGGAAGCCCUUCCUCCCGGCGUUCGCCUCCGUCGACGCGGCCAUCGAGGCCGCCGAGCCGGGCCUCUCCCGUGGCGAGUUCCUGGACGCGAGGCUCAGGAUCUUGGAGAUGCUCUGCGACGCGACGGAUGACGAGGUGGCGGAGGAGCUCUGCGUCGUGCUCGACGACGUGAUGAUCGAGUCGCUCAUGACGCUCGAGAUGGUGCCAGCGAUGCCGGACAUGCUUCGGUCCACCGAUCUCGCCAAGGACGUCGGUGCUCUGAGGAAUCAUAACUCGGAGCGAGUCCGUGACCUCGCCACCGGCAUCGUCCGCGGGUGGAGGGUGUCCGUGAAGGACCAGAUCGUCAAGGCCGCAGCCGCCAUGAAGAAGGUGUCCCAGGUGCUGGAACCCGACGAGACCGACGGCCAUCUUGCCAACAUCCUCGAGCCGUCGGCGCCCAAGAAGACGGCAAACGCACGGGAGCCGUCGUUCCCAAGGAAGGAGAGCACACCGGUUGCCAAGACGGCCGAGAUGGAGCCGCCGCGACAGAAGCCGCCGGCAGCCGCAGGAAGCUUCCGCCGGGAGACUGUCACCGCGUGCAGCGCCGACGAGAAGGCCCCCGUUCAACUCAACGUCGCAAAACGGAAACUCCGCGAAAGUUAUCAGAAAGCAGAGGACGCGAAGCGGCAGCGCACAGUCCAGGUGAUCGAGGCGCCGGAGUGGGCGAAGCAGAGGCAGAGGAAGAUGCAUCCCAUCCUUAGGGAGAGAGCCCAAUCGAGAUGCCCAUCCUCUAGUAUCGGGAGGUCGUUGUCGCGUUGUUGAGUUUAGGGUUCGUUCUUCCUCUUGGUGUGUCAACUGUUGCAAGGUGUACUGCAACUAUAAUCUGAUACGAUAACCGUACCCACCCCUGUAACUUGAUGUGCUUAAUCAAUUCUUUUGAGUAUAAUUCUGCUC
Messenger RNA from Oryza brachyantha (malo sina), 960 nucleotides. RefSeq names its product probable mediator of RNA polymerase II transcription subunit 26c. Bases 1 to 828 code for a protein of 275 amino acids. Lineage: Eukaryota; Viridiplantae; Streptophyta; Magnoliopsida; Poales; Poaceae. The record is from RefSeq and is a predicted model, not a curated record. The transcript has 2 exons.